This is a messenger RNA of Trichophyton benhamiae CBS 112371, 720 nucleotides long. RefSeq lists its product as uncharacterized. Lineage: Eukaryota; Fungi; Ascomycota; Eurotiomycetes; Onygenales; Arthrodermataceae. Bases 1 to 720 code for a protein of 239 amino acids. The transcript is spliced from 5 exons. The record is from RefSeq and is a predicted model, not a curated record.
AUGCAUACAGAACCACCCAGCAAGCAUAUUGUCACAAUGGCAAUUCCAAUACUACCCUCAUUCUCGAAGCUGGCUUCGACUGUUGACUCUCGAGGUUGGAACUGGCACUGGUAUCACGUAGUAUACCUCUUUUUGGCAUGGCAGACAGCGCAGAUAUUGUGGAAGUUCUGGUGGAAGGCUCCGUCCAACGUCAUUAUUGCAGCAUACCCUACGCCGUUAGGAAGGUUUUUGACGGCAUUGCAUAUGGUAUUUGAUUCUGGAACGCUCCUUGAAAAAGCGUACGAAUCGGCUGGCGGAAAACCGUUUGCGAUUCCCAUGCUAGAUCGCUGGAUUAUUUUCGUUUCCAACACAGAGACCCUCAAGCAGCUCGACCGUGAACCUGAACAUGUUCUAUCACUUCAGCAAGCUCUGCAUGAGAGCGAAGUCUCUCGUGUUGUGGUUGGCGUGUUGAAGAACAAGCUCCGUUCAAAUAUUCCUUUGAUGAGUGAUACCCUUCGAGAACGAGUCAGGAAAUCAAUGGCUCUGGAGAUGUCUCCGCCAGCAAACGAGGCUUGCGAGAAGAAUGAAUGGAGACAAGUUAGGCUUAUGCCAGUACUCCUUCGCAUCUUUACCAGUGUAAAUCUCCUUCCUUUGGUUGGUGAAGAACAAGGUGUGUAUGGUAUCUCUCCAUGUCUAUUAUCAUACAGUGAAGCUGACGGAGGACAAAGCCAACCGCCCUGA